Molecule: messenger RNA, 2031 nt
Organism: Suillus paluster
Lineage: Eukaryota; Fungi; Basidiomycota; Agaricomycetes; Boletales; Suillaceae
Exons: 4
Coding region: 1-2031 (676 amino acids)
Cellular component (GO): actin cortical patch
Molecular function (GO): phosphatidate phosphatase activity
Source: RefSeq, a predicted model, not a curated record
AUGAAGAGACCAAUGUCUGGAAGCAACCCUCGUCCAUCGUCGCGUCUGGCUGGCCUGAAAUCCUACAUUUCUCAACAGAACCUUCGCACGGUUAUACCAACUCGUCGGGCGCUCAGACCAGGAGAGAGCGGUUAUAUUGAUGGGCAGACGACGACGCAGAGCUGGAGUCAGUGGGCGGGUCAGAAAAUCAGGCGGGGAUCAGAUGUGACAACCAUGGAAGAGGUGACUCUGUUUCCUGGCUGGGCAUCCCGGUGUCCUACCAGUGAACAGGAGGAUGAAAACGCAUUUGACCUAGUUGUUUACGUCUCGGGCUAUGCGACGACGCGCAGGUCGCCAGAGUUUCUUACUCGCUCCCAGCGUGCAUUUCUGAGACUAGCUAGAGGUUAUGCCUCUCUGCCCAAAUUACAGUUGCCCGUCAAAGGAACAUCCAUGAUAGAGAUAGACGGUAUUAGGCUACCUCCCCGUCCAGACGAAAUAGCAGACGACUUCGAGAUGAUGGAACUAGUAGACAAGGAGUUCGAGCACAUGAGGUUUCCACAAAAGCCUCAAUUAACUGAAGAACCAUAUGACUCUGAAUCUGACCCUCAGCCGACAUCUUCACGUUACGACCCAUCAGCGUCGUUGGGAAGUUCUCUACUCCAUAAACAGCACAAGAACCUCGAGGCACGUCUGCGACCAUUUUGGUCAUCCGCAUUAUCCUCCCGCACUGUCCAAAUAAGCAUUUAUGCUGUAUCCACUGCCUCACACAGCUCCGAUUCGAAACGUGACGCCCUCGAACAUGGUCCGUUGUUAACGGAACACGUGUUUACUGGACCAGACGGGGCCUUCGUAAAGGCAUUCAAUAUACCCUGGCAGAAGCUAUGUAGGCGUGCUCUAGCGCAGCACAAACCAUUGGACGGAUCGCACAUAGAACAUGAACUACUCGUUGCUGCAAAGCUGCUCCCUGAACCCGCGCCUACACCCGCAUACUUCUUUUCUGCAGACGUCCCAAGGCACAUUUCGUUGGUCGUUCCAAUCACAUCUGCACCCAUCCGCGUCAUAACAGACAUUGACGAUACUGUCAAGCUCUCGAAUAUCACAAACGGCGCUCGUACCGUCUUCCACAAUGUUUUCGUUAAAGAUCUCGCGGAGACGACCAUUCCAGAGAUGGGGACGUGGUAUAAGUCGAUGUGGGGGCGAGGCGUUCGCUUUCACUACGUCUCUAAUUCCCCCUUUGAACUCCUCCCUGUCGUCAAAGAAUUUUUGCAGAUAUCGGACCUCCCGCAGGGAUCUAUUUGCCUUAAAUCCUAUAACGGUAGAUCCUUCUUCAACGCCCUUCUUUCUGACCCCGCCACCCGCAAGCGCGCGAAUGUGGUCGAAGUCCUCGACGGUUUUCCUGAUUCGAGGUUCAUCCUGAUUGGCGAUUCAGGCGAGCAAGAUCUGGAGCUUUAUGCAUCAAUCGCCGCGGAGCGCCCCAAGCAGAUUCUGGCUGUGUUUAUCCGAGAUGUACAUGACACAGGGCUUGCGGACGCUACAGGUAGUCUGGCAAAUGUCAUGACCAUGAGAUCUCCAGUCAAGAAGACGAGCUUGCCGGCGCAGUCCUCUGUUGUCCGUCCACACCCCCUUCGCGCGAUAUCUGACCCGGACACUCUGACAGACUCGGGGUCGUACAUUCCAAGUUCGGUGUCAUAUUUUGGUGCGAGGAGGAAACCCACCACCAAAGUUACCCUGCCCCCACAAUCAUUUUCCUCAUUCGAUAUCUCCACAAAUGUAACACCAGAUUCCAAAAAACCAAGGAUGUCAGUGGAUUCCAUAAGCUCGAUUGGUUCGAGCUCGAGCUCUCUGUCUAUGCGAAACCUGAGACGGGCGACUGGUCAGACCACGCCGCCUAUGACAGAGGCAGAGAAGAGACGUUUCGAGCUGCAAAAUCGCGUAAACAAAGCGAGAUUGACGAUGGGGUCUGACGUCGUUCUGCGAGUGUUCAAGCACCCAGAGGAGUGUAUAGAGUCUGAGCGGCUUCUAGAGCCACUGAAGGAUGGGAGACCUACAUAG